AUGUCUGCCAUCACCAACCCAGUCGAGCAAGUCAUGACAACGACUGUGCCCAACCACGAGCCCGAGAUCUGGAUCGGAUACACUAAACAAGGCCGCAAGUACCUCGAAAAGCAGACCAAAGCGCCCAACACGGAACAGCAGAUAUUUCAUCUGAUCGAGUUCUACAAGCUACGCUUCAGUACGAUGGAGCGCGCGAUGUUGCGCUGGCUGUGGUGCCAAAGACCCGUCAUCCAAGUGUGCGAAAUCACAGCAGCCAACGCCCAAAGAUGCAUCUUCCCUUUGGAGGUGCACUUCGAAGACAUCGAGACGUCACAUGCGCUAUCGGCUGCUUUGCUGCGACCGGGGCUACUACGUGAGAGUGGGAGGAUGUUCCACGAAACGGGGUCGUUCGACGUGGAGAACACAGAGGCAUCACCGACGCGGAAAGUAUUGUGCAUCGGCCAUGUCGUCGACAAGAGGUACCUGGUGUGGCCACUAGCCCUAUCCUUCGCUAUUGCGACAGUCGUAGCGGUCAUCGCAGGAGUCGCAACACACAGUGUAUCGUCCGGAGCGGAGUUGGGGGGUUUCAUCGGCGUCGGUGUCGUAUUGUCAUGGUCGUACAUCUUGUGGCUCCUGGGAUAG
Molecule: messenger RNA, 621 nt
Organism: Alternaria conjuncta
Lineage: Eukaryota; Fungi; Ascomycota; Dothideomycetes; Pleosporales; Pleosporaceae
Exons: 2
Coding region: 1-621 (206 amino acids)
Source: RefSeq, a predicted model, not a curated record